This is a messenger RNA of Penicillium chermesinum, 2514 nucleotides long. RefSeq lists its product as uncharacterized. The transcript has 9 exons. Bases 1 to 2514 code for a protein of 837 amino acids. The record is from RefSeq and is a predicted model, not a curated record. Lineage: Eukaryota; Fungi; Ascomycota; Eurotiomycetes; Eurotiales; Aspergillaceae.
AUGAUGUCUGGCCACCCCAUCUUAUGCCACAUCCUCGAAGCUAGCAUGCGACAGACGUGGGGAGCCAACCGCCAGCGUUGGAGCAACGUCCUCAGCCUUUCGGAGCUGCCGGCGGAACAUCUGUCGGCGCUCGAUCUGCCUCUCGCAUUCGGAAUUAUCCGUCGUCAGUCGGAUCCCAUACGUGCGUGGCCGGAAUGCGCGCGUACACGUUACUCCGGUACCAAGGGUGCCUGUUGUGCCUAUGAGGAUGCCCGGCGCCGGCAUCCCGUCGACCACCUGCCCGGUAUCAUGCUCCUGGAACGAAUCGAGAAGGCUCUGGCGGUUCGGAGUCGUCGAGAGGACCAGCGAAGCGUGCUGUUCGGGAAACUCCGCCUGGACGGCCUAUGGGUCCAACCACGACAGAAUGACCAGCUUCUCCUCCCGGCCGCCACAGUCGACCCCCAGCCCAUGGAUAAUGCGAAAGAGCGCUUGGAGCUUCGGGCUCGGGUCGACGACUCGCGCCAGGUGCGUCGCGAACCAGGACUCCUGGGGUCGGACGUCCCAGCCCUGUUCGCUCAGCCGAUCGAUCGUCAAGGGCAGGUCCGACCGCUCUUGGUAGAUCGGAUAAAGGGCCGGGAAGGUGACGAAAACCCGGAGACGCUGCAAGGUUGCCCCGAGAAGGACCGCAGGGGCAAGGGAACCGGGCGUCCUUCGUCCUUGGAACCGUUGGGCGUCCGCAUUGGUCGUGCGGUCAAGCGGCUGAAGCUGUGCCAGGAACGGGGCGGGGAUCGGACAGUUGAUGUCGAUAGAACGAUGCGGGGAUCGCCCGGGGAGGCCUCGAACGGGGUCCCCGACAUGAACCACACCGGCGGGGGGGGUGGUUGUCGGGGCAACGUCGGUGGGAUCGGUGGACGGCCCCACCCGUCGCGUAGGCCCGCGGAGGCCGCGCAGGGCACGGAGGCUAUUGGUCUGGCGGCCUUUCUCCUCGUGGCACUCGUCCCGGAAGGCCCGCGACCAGAUCGUGGUGUCCCGGAAGAAGUAUCGCACCGGCGGCUGUGGUGCUCUGAGUCCUCCCUUCGGUCCGCGCUGCCGCGGCCGCGCCUGCGCAAAACGCACCGCGAGCGGCUCGACCACCUGCGUCUGGAAGGAUUUGGGCGUCGUGAGGAUCACGUACCGAUCCUGGCCCGGUCGCGCGAGAGGCUGGUUCCGACGCAUAUCCUCCAGCGCCGCGUGGGAGGGGCUGUACCCGAGGAGGAGCUCGAGGUCGACCACCUGCUCGUCCACGUUCAACGUCCACUCCUUGACCCAGUGGACCAUCAGCUUCGGGGGCACCAUGAAGAGCUGGAGCCCGCAGCUGGGCUGCAGACGGCUGGUCGGGCUUCCGAAUUCGCAGGGACAGCAGAUGGGAUACGGGUUGCGACCCGAACUGGGGCAUCGCCGGCGAGGGUCUACGUUGGUGGCUGGCAGGUGCGUGGCGCCGCUGGUCUCUCGCGCCUGCUGCACAGCCUCGGUGGCCCGCAUCACCCACCGCGCGACCACGACCGUGGCUUGCGCAAUAAAGGUCUUCCCGAUGCCCAUGUCGUCCGCCUCGAACCCGCCCGUGCCGGUCGUGGUUUCGCUGUGCAGGAUCCACCACACCGCAAAGGCCUGAUUGGAGUCUUCGGCAAUCUGGUAAAACCGGCGGCAUUCAGCCCAUCGCUCCGCGGUGUACUGGUCGAUCUUGAGUGCCUCUUGGAACUGGCGAAGUCUGCGUGGAUCAGGAGUGUCCGAACCGAUCUCGAUCACCUCAGGCGGGUCAGGCGUGGCUGGCCGAGGAGAUGGGCUCUCGUGGCCACGACUGCUGUUCGCAUCUCCGGCUAUAUCGCCGCCUGUAUCUUUAGCGUCAUCAACGUCACUAGCAUCACUGGCACGGCGAGGGUCAUGCCCGACAUCCCAACCGCCGAGGUCAUCGGGAGGGCCAGUCGCGCACGCCCCGACGCUGGGACCUGCAUUCUCUUCCCUGCCUUCGUUGCAGGGUGGCCCCGGCUGCAUCCAACCAAGAUCGUUCCAUCGGGCUUCAUCCGCACCCCUCUGUUCAUCCGCACCCCUCUGUUCAUCCGCACCUCCCUGGCGUCUUCCACCCCAGUCUACAGCCGCUUUGGGUGGUGCUCGUGCUCGCUGGCAGGGUCUCCGGCCCGACCUCGCUUGGAUCCUGAGAUCAUCUUGGUUAUAGGAAGCUCGGCGGGGGAUAGCCGUGCCAGCUUGCUGCAUCUCAAUCAUCGCCGUCACCCACGUACUUUGGCCUCGGACGGUGUUUACCGGUGGGGAGGCUUCGGCAGCCUCAGCAGGAUCUCUCCACAGGAUUUCAUCCUGCAGAUCGUCGUACCCGAACUCUUGCUUCAGGUCCUCGGUGAAUUUGCUGAACACGAGCUGGUUAACGUCGAUCGCCGCGCUGGCCGAGACCUUCCUGGGGGGCUCAAGGUACAGGCUGAUCUGGAACCGACACCGUUGGCUCGCCCUGGUGCGAAAGACUCGGAUCACGCUGUCGUACAGUAA